CUCAACGAUAUUCACAUUUUUAUUGUUGUUAUCAUUGAAUGAAUUGUUUGACACAUUGUGUCCAACACUUGACAAUCAAAUGWUUGUUGACAUCACUCACACAUCACAUCCCAAACAUCACUGCAAUUAUCUCUAAGAGAUUUGGCCGAUAAUAGGGAUCAAGUGUUUGCCGUUGAGUAACMAGAAGUACUUGAGUGGACAGCGAUGACUCAAAAUCUGGCWCAAGAGGCACAACUCAAGUCAUACCAAAAGAGAUUGAAAGAUGACAUUAACUCAAUAGUAGAGAACUACACGAAGAUCUUGCAGAUGGUUCGCACCGAUGCCGACACUCCAGUCAGCGGCAGUGAAACUCAGGCCACCAGUUAUGAGAUGUGUUGUCGGGCGGCAAACAUGUGUCGGGCGGCGGAAUCAAUGCUGAAAYUGAUUUGGGAUAUCAAACAGUUUCUUAUAAUAAAUGACUUUCCGCUUAUCAAUGACAGUAUAUCCAAGAAAGUGGCCGACAAUAUGAUAAAUGUGGCCGAUAUUGACCACAAACUCAUUAAUCUUAGGGAUGAAAUCGCCAAUGAAUUGUAUGAAUUAGAGGACGAGUACUAUAACUCUUUAAUUAAAUGA
This is a messenger RNA of Oppia nitens, 612 nucleotides long. RefSeq names its product mediator of RNA polymerase II transcription subunit 22-like (gene MED22). Bases 205 to 612 code for a protein of 135 amino acids. Gene Ontology annotation, cellular component: mediator complex. Lineage: Eukaryota; Metazoa; Arthropoda; Arachnida; Sarcoptiformes; Oppiidae. Gene Ontology annotation, biological process: regulation of transcription by RNA polymerase II. The record is from RefSeq and is a predicted model, not a curated record. The transcript is spliced from 2 exons. Gene Ontology annotation, molecular function: transcription coregulator activity.